Nerophis ophidion (straightnose pipefish) is the source of this 2436-nucleotide messenger RNA. It is a transcript of the gene cyp4f3, whose product is annotated as cytochrome P450 4F3. Gene Ontology annotation, molecular function: heme binding; iron ion binding; oxidoreductase activity, acting on paired donors, with incorporation or reduction of molecular oxygen. The transcript has 13 exons. The record is from RefSeq and is a predicted model, not a curated record. Bases 88 to 1632 code for a protein of 514 amino acids. Lineage: Eukaryota; Metazoa; Chordata; Actinopteri; Syngnathiformes; Syngnathidae.
GGGUGUGGUUAGCAUGUGGCAACAUCAGCCGAAUGUCAUCGCAGAUUGCCACCCGAACCGCCGUCUAUCUUUCUGUCUGUGCCAGGGAUGUCACUUCUCUUGUCCGCCCUGCGCCAGGCCCUGCUGUCGGCCAGCGCCGGACUGGUUGCCGUGGUUACGGUCUGGACGGCCAGGCUGUUGCUUCGACACGUUUGGUUCACCCGCCGGCUGUCCUGCUUCAGCAGGCCUCGUGCGGACUCUUGGUUGAUAGGUCACCUGGGCCAGAUGCAGAGCACCGAGGAAGGUCUCCUCCAGGUGGAUGACUUAGUGCAUGCAUACAAACACUCCUGCAGCUGGUUCCUGGGACCCUUCUAUCACCUGGUCCGACUUUUCCAUCCGGACUUGGUCAAACCCCUGCUAAUGGCACCCGCGAGUAUCACGGUGAAAGAUGAGCUCAUCUACGGUCAUCUGCGGCCAUGGCUUGGCCAGAGUCUGUUACUGAGCAACGGGGAGGCGUGGGCCCGCCGGAGGCGUCUUCUUACCCCUGCUUUUCAUUUUGACAUACUGAGGAACUACACUGCAACAUUUAACACCUCAGCAGACACCAUGCAUGAGAAGUGGCGGCGCCUGGCGGCGGAAGGCCGUGCCACCAUCGAGAUGUUUGACCAUGUCACUCUUAUGACCUUGGACAGUUUGCUGAAAUGCGCCUUCAGCUACAGCAGCAACUGUCAGGAGUCACGCAGCGAGUACGUGUGCGCUAUUGAGGAGCUGAGUGAUCUUCUGAUAGAGCGGCGCCAAAACAUCCUGCAUCACUGGGACUGGGUUUACUGGAAGACCCGGCAGGGGAAACGCUUUAAGGAGGCUUUAAAGAUUGUUCACAGUUUCACAAGGGAAGUGGUUCAGAGGCGCCAUGCGCUCAUCAAGACGUCUGAAUCCCCCGCCAUGCCUCGCAGGAAAAGAGAUUUCGUGGACAUCAUACUGCUCUCCAAGGACGGAGACGGACGAGGGCUAACAGACGCGGAGAUCGAAGCUGAGGCCAACACCUUCAUGUUUGCAGGUCAUGACACCACGGCCAGCGCCAUCUGCUGGACGCUGUAUAACCUAGCACGCCACGCGCACUUUCAAGACCAGUGUCGGAGGGAGGUGCUGGAGCUGAUGCGUGGGCGUGAGGGUCGGGGAAUAGAGUGGGAAGAUCUGUCCAACCUUCCUUUCACCACCAUGUGCAUCAGGGAGGCACUGAGGCUGCACUCGCCGGUCCAGGCCGUGACCAGGACGUACACUCAGGACAUGUCCCUGCCAGGCAACAGGACCGUUCCAAAGGGUGCCAUCUGUUUAGUCAGUAUUUACGGGACACACCACAACCCUGAAGUUUGGACAAAUCCACAUGAGUUUGAUCCUCAUCGAUUUGAAACUAUCAACCAAGAAGGACGCUCAUCCCAUGCCUAUAUUCCCUUCUCCUCAGGCCCCAGGAACUGCAUUGGUCAGAAGUUUGCACUUGCAGAGCUCCGUGUUGUGGUGGCAUUGACCCUGUAUCGGUUCCGCUUGACCCCAGGGGGGAACCCCAAAUCCGGCUCAGAAGAGGUUCGCCGUCUUCCCCAGCUUGUGCUGCGUGCGGAGGGCGGCCUCUGGCUGCAGCUGGAGCCUCUGACCUGACUGGCCUUAUCCCAGUACCAGAAUUGUAGUAGUCAAUAGUAUACCGAUGCAUAUACAUUUUUAGGAUACUCUCUUAUUAAUCAAUACCAAAAGUGUGGGAACUUCACACUUUUCAUUUGAGAGUCUGGAGGAAGGCUGGAGAGGAGCAAAAUCCAAGUUGCUUGAAAUCCAGUGUGAAGUUCCCACAGUCAGCAAUAAUUUGGGGAGCCAUGUCAGCUGCUGGUGUUGGUCCACUGUUUUUCAUCAAAUCCAGAGUCAAUGCAGCUGUGUACCAAGAGAUUUUAGAGCAUUACAUGCUUCCAUCUGUUGAAAAGCUCUACGGAGAUGAUGAUUUCAUUUUCCAGCAUGAUCAGGCACCUGCCCACAGUGCCAAAACCUCCAGUAACUGGUGUACUGACAAUGUCCUUGAUUGGCCUACCAACUCCCCUGACCUGAACCCGAUAGAUAAUUUGUGGGGUAUUGUGAAGAAAAAGCUGAAAGACAACAGACCCAAUAAUGCAAAUGAGCUGAAGGCCGCUAUUGAAGCAUCCUGGGCAUCCAUAACACCUCAGCAAUGCCACAGGCUGAUUUGCCUCCAUGUCACGCCGCAUUGAUGCAGUAAUCCGUGCAAAAGGAUUCCCACUCAAGUACUGAGUGCAUUAAUUGACAUUUUCAAAUGUUUGAUUUUGUUUUGCUGUUAUAAAUCUUUUUUUUUCACUCGGUCAAAGGAAAUAUUAAAUUUUUUUGAGAUAGCAUUUUUGACUUUUCUUAAGCUGUUUGACAAAGUCAGCAAUAAUAAAAGAAUAAAAGGCUUGCAAUAUUUCA